GCCGAGUCUCCUGCGUGCUGAGGGGAGGGAGGGGCAGGGACGCGAGCACGUUAGUGCCGCCGCCGGCCUCCAGGCGGGAUUGAGGAGGAGAAUUCAAGAAGAUUUGAAAAAUGUACAAGUAUGAGCAUUCUUUUAAUCGAAGCAUUCUAUGGUGGUUCACACAAGCAGCUGGCAGAUCUUCUACAGGAAGAGAUAGAAGAAUGUGUCCUUUACACACUCCCUGCAAAGAAAUGGCAUUGGAGAGCACGGACUGCUGCCCUCUAUUUCAUGCAAACUGUGCCAGCUAAUGCUAAUUACAGGAUCCUCUUUGCAAGCUCGGUGCUUAACCUGACUGAACUUAUUGCCCUUCGGCCUGACCUUGGCAAAUUGAAAAAGGUCCUUUACUUCCAUGAGAACCAGUUGGCAUAUCCUGUACAGAAAUGCCAGGAAAGAGAUUUCCAAUAUGGAUACAACCAGAUUCUUUCAUGUUUGGUUGCUGAUAUUGUGGUAUUCAACUCUGCUUUUAAUAUGGAGUCAUUUCUUACAUCUAUUGGAAAAUUUCUGAAGCUGAUUCCUGACCACAGGCCAAAGGAUCUGGAGAAAAUAAUCAGACCAAAGUGCCAAGUUCUUUAUUUUCCAAUCAGGUUUCCUGAUGUGAACAGAUUCAUGCCGGAGCAUAAACUGGCCCAUUUGGAGAAGAUAACCGAUGUUAAAAGAAAUGGAGAUACUUAUCUAUUUAGGAGUCUGCCUUUCCAACAGAAGUAUAGAGCCCCUGGGAGUUUAAUGGAAAACAGCAACUCAGGUCCUGAAUCUGGACUUUAUGAAGCACAAUCUGGACUUUGUACCACACAACAAGACCGACCACAACACCCAUUAAUAUCACUAGAGAAAGUGAAUAAGUCUAAAGCAUCAGAAAGUACAAAUCAAGAAGAACCUUGUCAAGAAGAAGAUAAGCAACAUAUGACUUUUAACCCUUGUAAUCUCCUGAGUGGACCGGACUGUCAGCAAAGACCUUUGCACAUCAUCUGGCCUCACAGGUGGGAACAUGAUAAGGACCCUGAGAGUUUCUUUAAAGUAUUGCUGAAACUUAGAGAGAUGGACCUACCAUUUCAUAUAUCUGUCCUUGGAGAGACCUUCACUGAUGUACCAGAUAUAUUUUCAGAGGCCAAAAAGGCAUUGGAAUCUUCUGUCUUGCACUGGGGCUACUUACCUAGCAAAGAUGACUAUUUCCAAGCUCUGUGCAUGGCUGAUGUUGUCAUCUCAACAGCUAAACAUGAAUUCUUUGGAGUGGCAAUCAAACUACAGACAUGUUGGAUUCUCAUUUUACUAGUUCCUGAUGCGGAUAGAAGUUUUGCUAUGGGAUGUUGCAGUCAGUUGAUCGCUCACAUUGCUUGUUGGCCUGCAGCUAUUGCUUUGAAACCUCCAUGGCUUCACUGGUGGGGGGAGGGGAAUGGGAAAGGAGGAAGAAUGGUAAAAGAAAACUUUAAUAUUCUACUUGUUUUUAUAUCUGACAUAGUACUUAAAAAUAGGGAAAUCAUCUAAUAAAUCACAUACUAGAAACAUUUUCCUUUUAAAAAAGCAUAGUGAUAGACUUUGUACAUAGGGUUUCCAGGUGUCCGGUUUUGAACCGGACAGUCCAGUAUUUGAGCUUUCUGUUCAGGAAACAAAUUGAGAAAAUAUAAAUGUCCGGUAUUUUCUAAAUUAGAUGUAAUCUAAAUUGUGAUGUAAUGUCAAGUGUGCAAUCCUAUAAAUUGUACACUGAAAUUUUUGUUGAAGUUUGUGACAAAAUUAGCAGUUAGUUCUUUGCAAAGUAUUUGAGAGAAUAUGUAUAUCCUGGGCCUUCUAUGGCUAAGGACAGAUUUAAAACAAAACUUUAAACAUCUUUCUACCUUUCUCCUAUCCCCCCCAAAAAGAAAAAAAGAAAAAAGAAAAGAAAAGAAACCUCAACAAACAACUUAGCAGGGCAAAAGGAAACAAUUCUUUCUGAACCGGGUUGGGCAAAUGUAAUAAAAAUGAAAUGCAGAGACAAAAUGCAUGUUUGUCAUGAAUAAAAAAGAUGAUUGUUGAUAAGAAAAUAAGCUGAAGUUAAAAAUAAAGUCCUCCUAUGGUCAACAUGUUGGAUAUACUCAAAGACUUCCAUAAAGUAAACAUAUUUUUAAAAAUGCUCUGAAUUUCACUAUGUAAUUUCUGGCCAACAGAAAUUACAUUUGUACCUUCAAAAUUUAUUGUAUGUCAGAUUAGUGGUCACUAUGCAGAAGGAAUAAGUUAAAAACUCUGUACUUUAACCUGUUCAGUUAUUAAAAUGAAAAUAUAAACAUGAUAUUUUUUUCUUUAGGUUUGCUAUUUGAUAACUUUCUGACGUUCUUUUGCAAUUAUAAAAUGUUUGAGUUUGAUAUUAUAAAAGGUUGUGUAAAUUAUUCCUCCAGACAACAACUGUAUAAACCAUUAAAUGCUUUGGCAAAAGAUUCUUGACAGUAUUUAUUUAAAAAUUCAGAUUUUGUGUCCUGAAUCAUAUGAUCUGAAGCACGUGUAUAAAACUAAGAUGUCUCAAAAACUUCGCAUUUUUCUUAGGUAAUGUUUAAGUUUAACCUUUGAAUUCCUAUAGUUUAAAAACAAAACACUCUAUGCCAGGUAAUUGUUACUGCAUAAAUAUCCUUGUGUUUCUGCAGCAUUAUUAAGAAAAGCUGUCCAUACUUCACCAUGUUGUUACAUGUGUCUGUCUGCUGAUUAUAAAAUGUGUUAAACAGUAUUUAAAAAACAAAAAAAUGCAGAGCUGCGCUUUGAUUUAUUCAGCGAACAAAACAUAUGCUCGCUGUUCUGUUCUAUGUAAUUCAUAUGAUCAAUAAAAUUAUCUUUAAAAAGAGCAACUUUGGCAGUUAGGAGGAUUAUCCUGCUAAACAGGGGGAAAUGAUUUACUUCUGCUUUAUGCAGUCAACUUCAAUGCUGUUGGACCAAAAGAUUGUUUUGGCUCACUGAUGUAUUGUU
This is a messenger RNA of Pelodiscus sinensis (Chinese soft-shelled turtle), 2964 nucleotides long. The record is from RefSeq and is a predicted model, not a curated record. NCBI's taxonomy places the organism in Eukaryota, Metazoa, Chordata, Testudines, Trionychidae.